GUAAAGGAAAAACCUGUAAAGGAGAAGCAGUCAGAAGGCAAACCGCAGAAGGAGGAGGAAAGCAGACAAAAGCCAAGAGAAGAAGAAAAGUCUGCACGGGAAGAAAAUAGAGAACACAAGGACAAACCUACAAGGAAGGAAGAGAAAGGUUUCCGUGAUAGGGAGGAACGUGUUUCCAGAGAUGAGAGUUCUUUCAAGGACAUUAAACAAUAUAAAGAUGAUGAGCCACAGGGUGAUGAGCGACGUGAAAGAAUGCAGCCACCUGCAAAGAAAAAACGGGAUGAAGCUUUCUUGAAUGAGCGAGGAGAAAGAUACAGAAACAAUACUGGUAGAGGAGGACGCGAGUUCGUGCGUGGAAGAGGAAGAAGUGUUGGAAGUCGUGGUUCAAGAGGAAGUUAUCCUGCUAGAGGGGGUAGAGGAGGAAAUCCCAGGGAUAAUAGAAGCUAUGAUAGAAAUGUCCCAAGGUCAGCAGGUGGUCGCAAUGACCGUCGCCCAUACAGCCAGGGCCGUGAUCGCUUUGGUGAAGACAACUAUUAUGCUGAGGGAGAGGAGUUGGAGGCUCCCCGGCGGCGCAGAAUGAAGGAUGAGGACAGUGAUCAUUCUGAACCAAGUGAUUUUGGUACUAGUGAUUCAUCAGGAGAGGUCGACAAGAAAGACAGUAGCACACAGGGUCAUAGGGACAAAGACCGAAGUAAGCGGCCUGGGUCCCGGGAGAAUCGAGGUGGAGACGUUCGUGCUGGAAUCAACCAACACGUGGAUGAUCAGAAGGUUGAUGAUGGUGGUCAUAGACAGUCUCAUGAUGAUGGUGGUCAUAGACAGUCUCAUGAUGAUGGUGUAGAAAGAAGCCAACCAAGACGAGAUGAUAGACGUGAUGAUAGACAUGUUGAUCGACGAGACGACCGAAGAGACGAUCGACGAGGUGAUGACCGUAGACAUGACAAUAGGAUGAACCAAAGAAAUGGAGGAGGCUCCUUUGAACCAAGAGGAGAACCAUCCAGGAGAGGUCGUGGUGGUAACUCCAUGCGGGGUCGUGGAGGCCGCGGACCUGGAGGAGGAGGGCCUGGUGGUGGAGGUGGUGGUCCUGGUGGAGGCGGUCGGAUGUCGUCUGCACCCCCUGGCAGAGGGGGAUUUGGGAAGCCUGGAGACAAAGAGGAUUGGGGUGGAGGGGGAGGAGGUCCCUAUCGGAAAGAAAAUAAAAGACCAGGCCGAGAGCCACCACCACCCAGAUUUGCAAUGAAAAAAGGGCUAAAUUUAAACGAGAAGGGGAGGGGCACUGAUCGUGGUAGAGGACGCGGAAGAGGAAGAGGAGGAAGUGCCCCUCCUAGCAUCAACAAUAAGCGGCCACAGCUUAUCAAACAAAACUCCUCGGACCAAACUAAUGAAGGAAAUGAAGAGUGGGAAACUGCUUCAGAAAGUAGUGGAAUCUUUGAUAAGAAUUCAAAAAACGAGUUUAAGGACAGGGAAAGAAAAGACUCCAACCCUGGUAAAAAAAGUUUCUCAAGUCAGCGUCCAUUUAAUGACCGACAAAAUAGAAAGGGAAAUCAACAAGAUGGUGGUAGCAGGCGACAGAAUGGUGGUGUAGAUUACAAUAGAAAUUCUGGGAAGGAAAGAUCACCAAAUCAUCUUUCAAAAAAUGGGAGUGGUCCUAGGGCCCCAAACGGGGGUCCUAGGAAACCAUAUAGCUCAAGUAAGAAGGAAAACAUUGCCACAGUGUACAGAGUGGAUCAAGUGGUACCGAACAACCAGAAUGCUAUCAACAAUGCCAUUAACAAUCUCAAGAGUCGUCCGGGAAAGAAAUCGGACCUCACAGAUGUUUCAAAACCAUUGAAAUCUGAAGAGAAGAGAACGAGUGCAUUGGCAAAUAUAGACAUCAACAAUUAUGCAAGUAAGUAAUACUAAGUGGCAUAC
Molecule: messenger RNA, 1908 nt
Organism: Mizuhopecten yessoensis (Yesso scallop)
Lineage: Eukaryota; Metazoa; Mollusca; Bivalvia; Pectinida; Pectinidae
Product: protein PRRC2C-like
Exons: 5
Coding region: 253-1893 (546 amino acids)
Source: RefSeq, a predicted model, not a curated record